UUUUCAUCUCUCUUUAUAACUCCCAACUCAUCUUCAAAAGAUUUUUCUCAGCAAGCAAAAAGAAAGUGAAAAAACAGAGCUUUACAGAGUAGAAAGAACAGGGGUUUCUUUGUUUCUUUUCAAGCCCCCCUCCACUAUCCUUUUCCUUGUUUUCUUUUCGGGUCCUCUCUUCUUUUUCCCCGUAUCCUUGUUUUUUCUCGGGAUUGUCUAAACAUGGGUUCUUCUAAACUCCAUCAGAAUGAUGCAAACUGUGUUUGGGUUGAUGGGCCUAUCAUUGUAGGUGCAGGGCCAUCGGGUCUAGCAACAUCAGCUUGCCUUACUCAGCAGGGUGUCCCUUCUCUUAUUCUUGAGAAAAGUGACUGCUUAGCUUCUCUAUGGCUACUUCGAACCUAUGAUCGUCUCAAACUCCAUCUCCCCAAACAGUUUUGUGAAUUGCCACUCCUUGGUUUCCCUCACAAUUUCCCCAAGUACCCAAACAAGCACCAGUUCAUCUCUUACUUAGAAUCCUACGCUGGACACUUCUCAAUCCAACCUAGGUUCAACCAAGCGGUGCAAAACGCAGAUUACGAUCACAUUUUGGGGUUCUGGAGGGUUAAAACUCAAGAUUCUGAAUACAUUUCAAGGUGGCUUAUUGUAGCUACUGGUGAAAAUGCUGAGCCUGUAAUACCAGACAUUCCUGGGAUUAACAAGUUCAACGGUUCUGUCGUUCAUACUAGUUCGUAUAAGUCGGGUUCUGAGUUUAAAAACCAAAGGGUUUUGGUCAUUGGAUGUGGCAACUCCGGCAUGGAGGUCAGCUUAGACCUUUGCCGGUACAAUGCAAUCCCUCAUAUGGUUGUUAGAAACACGGUGCAUGUAUUGCCAAGGGAGAUGUUUGGUUUCUCGACAUUUGGAAUAGCCAUGGCGCUUAUCAAAUGGUUCCCAUUAUGGCUAGUAGAUAAGUUCCUGUUGCUGGUUGCUAACUUCAUCUUAGGCAACACUGACCAAGUAGGUCUCCGGCGACCAAAAGCUGGUCCAAUUGAGCUCAAGAAUGUCACUGGAAAGACACCGGUACUCGAUGUUGGUGCAUUAUCACAGAUAAAAUCUGGGGAAAUUAAGGUAUUUCAGGUGAUGGAAGGUGUGAAAGAGAUAACAGGAAAUGGAGCUAAGUUUAUGGAUGGACAAGAAAAGGAGAUUGAUUCUAUAAUCUUGGCAACUGGGUACAAAAGCAAUGUGCCUACUUGGCUCAAGGGAUGUGAUUUUUUCAACAAAGAUGGCAUGCCAAAAACGCCGUUUCCUAACGGAUGGAAAGCAGAGAAGGGAUUAUACACAGUUGGGUUUACAAGAAGAGGGCUCCUAGGAACGGCUUCUGACGCCGUUAAAAUUGCUAGGGACAUUGCUCAACAAUGGAGGCCAAACAACAGUUGUAGUAAUUCUUAUGUUAUCCUGCUCAAAGAAACAUGAUUCUAAAACAAAAUAAUAAUAAAUACAAAAAUACUUCUAAGUUCGAUUUUA
This is a messenger RNA of Gossypium arboreum, 1491 nucleotides long. Its product is annotated as probable indole-3-pyruvate monooxygenase YUCCA4. Gene Ontology annotation, molecular function: NADP binding; N,N-dimethylaniline monooxygenase activity; flavin adenine dinucleotide binding. The transcript has 4 exons. The coding region runs from base 214 to 1440 and encodes 408 amino acids. The record is from RefSeq and is a predicted model, not a curated record. Gene Ontology annotation, cellular component: endoplasmic reticulum membrane. NCBI's taxonomy places the organism in Eukaryota, Viridiplantae, Streptophyta, Magnoliopsida, Malvales, Malvaceae. Gene Ontology annotation, biological process: auxin biosynthetic process.